AUGGCGGAUUCCGUUAAGGCCGUUUUUACGAAAUUGAACAAUGCGAAUUUCAUCGCAUGGAAAUUCCGUAUGCAAACGCUGCUAGAGAGAGAGGAGGUAUGGGAAGUGAUCGAGGUUCCUAUACCAGACGAAAAGAACGACAGUUUUGCAGAAUGGAAGAAGAAGGACACAAAGGCAAGGAAUACAAUUGCGAUGUUUGUCGAAGACAACCAGUUGCGCUUUAUCAAGAAAGCAGAGUCAGCCAAGGAAAUGUGGGACAAUCUACGUUGUUACCACGAAAAGGCUACAAUUGGCAACCAAGCUUUGCUUUUGCAUCAAUUGUGUUCUACAAUGAUGGCCGAGGAUGCUGAUGUGGAAAAGCAUAUCGAAUAUGUGGAAAACAUCUACGAAAAAAUGGACAACGCCGGCGUCGAUUUGAGUGAAAUGCUACGGAUCAUCUUAUUUCUACGGACUUUGCCGCCGUCGUACAGCACGUUUGUCACAUCGGUGGAGACCUGUCCUCAAGAAGACGUCACUAUGGAAUCGGUGUUGGCUCGAUUGCGAGAAGAAAGCAUGAAGCGCGAAUGUCAACCAGGAGUAAGCUGUAAGGAGGAGAAAGUCCUUAAGGUUGAAACAAAGGAUCGUGGGAGCACCAGCAACAGCAAGGCCAGCUCCGUACCAAAUAAUGGACUAGUGCCCCGAUUUAUCUCACGAGGCCAUACCUACCGGGCAGUUGUCGGCGAUACGUUGGUGCUACCAUGUGAAGUAGAAAAUUUGGGAACGCUCGUGCUGCUGUGGCGACGAGGCUCGAAUGUGCUUACCGCCUCGCAGCUGAUGGUAACCCGUGAUGAGCGGAUACGGCUUGUCAACGGGUAUAAUCUGGAGAUUUCCGAACUGGAACCACAGGAUGCCGGUGACUAUGUCUGUCAGAUCAGCGACAAGGUCAACAAGGACCAGGUGCACACGGUAGAAAUUCUCGUUCCACCAAGCGUCCGAGCCAUUCCACCCACAGGCCAGGUGACGGCACGCAAAGGCGGGGCCGUAACGCUCGAAUGCAAAGCAUCCGGUAAUCCGGUACCAUCCAUCUACUGGACAAAACGCCAGAGUGGAACGGGAAAAUCGGCUGCCAAGAUCGGCGAAGGACCCGUGCUCUCGCUGGAACGUGUCGAACGCCAGCAGGCCGGUGUGUAUCAGUGCACCGCGGACAACAGCGUCGGAGAUCCGGUCACCGUGGACAUGCGGCUCGAUGUGUUGUAUCCCCCCGAUAUCAGCGUGGAAAAAUCGUGGAUUCAUUCCGGUGAAGGUUUUGAGGCGCAGCUCGAGUGUAUCGUACACGCUGAUCCCCAACCAACGGUCUCGUGGAAUCAAAACUCAUUUCCGCUGCAGCCAACCGAUCGGCGUACGAUGUCGUCCAGAGGAAAUCGCCACACGCUCACUAUUCGCCAUGUGCAGCAGGAAGACUUUGGCAACUACAGCUGCGUUGCGGACAACUCACUGGGACGGUCGAAGAAGUACAUGGAAGUAUCAGGACGGCCAGGGCCAGCUGAUUUCCUGUCGCCACCGUGGAGCCGCUCGACGGACAGUUUUAAUUUGACCUGGAAAGUGGAAAGCUAUCCACCACUGCAGGAGGUUCGACUGCUCUACCGGAAGCUGAUGAUGAAUGAAACUUUCCAACAGCCAGGUCGAUGGCACGAUGUCAUUCUAACGCCUGCACCACGACCCCCAUCAGAGCCGUUGACACACGUCAUGGCGUUUACGUUGCGUGGCCUACAGCACAGCUCCGUGUACGAAGCCAUCGUGCAGGCGAAAAAUCGUUAUGGCUGGAACGAGGUAAGCGACAUCUUCCAGUUCUACACGCAACGAAUAUCGUCCGACAUUCACUCGGAGGAGAUGCAGGUUGCCAGCUCGACAUCGCGUUCCGGUUCUACGUCCUUACACCGAAACGCCCCAAAAUCAUCAGUCUGGAGAGUGGUGACACUGACGCUACUGCCCAUCCUUCCCUGGGUAUUGUCUCCAUUAUGCGCACUGCUACACGGCGGCACGCUUUUCGAUCGGUCGAAACUCAUCAUCUAA
This is a messenger RNA of Anopheles marshallii, 2052 nucleotides long. Its product is annotated as hemicentin-1. Gene Ontology annotation, cellular component: axon; plasma membrane; neuronal cell body. The coding region runs from base 1 to 2052 and encodes 683 amino acids. The record is from RefSeq and is a predicted model, not a curated record. Gene Ontology annotation, biological process: homophilic cell-cell adhesion; synapse organization. Lineage: Eukaryota; Metazoa; Arthropoda; Insecta; Diptera; Culicidae. The transcript is spliced from 10 exons. Gene Ontology annotation, molecular function: protein binding; axon guidance receptor activity.